Oryza sativa Japonica Group (Japanese rice) is the source of this 1485-nucleotide messenger RNA. Its product is annotated as probable xyloglucan endotransglucosylase/hydrolase protein 30. Lineage: Eukaryota; Viridiplantae; Streptophyta; Magnoliopsida; Poales; Poaceae. The record is from RefSeq and is a predicted model, not a curated record. Gene Ontology annotation, cellular component: cell wall; apoplast. Gene Ontology annotation, biological process: cell wall biogenesis; xyloglucan metabolic process. Gene Ontology annotation, molecular function: hydrolase activity, hydrolyzing O-glycosyl compounds; xyloglucan:xyloglucosyl transferase activity.
AUGGAUGGCAUCCGACCAACUCCAAUUGGCGACGUCGUCUUCCUUCUCUUUCCGCCCGCCACUUCAUACCGCCCUCUACUCUUGUUGCUUAGCUACCUAGCUAGCUAGCUUUCCUCUCCACUCCAUCCACCCACGCACCUCAAUCGAUCGAUCCUCCAUGGCGGCGGCGGUGCUGGCGGUGCUGUGGGCGUGCAUGAUGAUGAUGAGCCUAGCUCCGGCGAGCUUGGCGGCGUCGGGGUUCGAGGAGGUGCCGACGAUCGCGUUCGACGAGGGGUUCUCGCCGCUGUUCGGGGAGGACAACAUGGUGAAGUCGGCCGACGGGCGCACGGUGAGCAUCACCCUCAACCGCUACACCGGCUCCGGCUUCAUCUCCUCCGACUACUACCACCAUGGCUUCUUCAGCGCCUCCAUCAAGCUCCCCAAGGACCACACCGCCGGCGUAGUCGUCGCCUUCUACCUGUCUAAUGGAGAUGUGUUCGAGAAGACGCACGACGAGCUGGACUUCGAGUUCUUGGGCAACAGGUACAGGCACGAGUGGAAGAUGCAGACGAACGUGUACGGCAAUGGCAGCACGGACCGUGGGCGGGAGGAGAGGUAUCUGAUGCCGUUCGACCCAACCGCCGACGCCCACCGCUUCUCCAUCCUCUGGCACUCCCGCCUCAUCGUCUUCUACGUCGACGGCGUCCCCAUCCGCGAGGUCCCGCGCACCGCCGCCAUGGGCGCCGACUACCCCUCCAAGCCCAUGGCGCUCUACGUCACCAUCUGGGACGGCUCCACCUGGGCCACCGACAACGGCAAGUACAAGGUCAACUACAAGCGCGGGCCCUUCACCGCCGUCUUCUCCGACCUCGUCCUCCGCGGCUGCACCGCCCGCUCCGACAUCCGCCUCGCCACCACCGCCGACGACCAGGACAGGUGCGCCGCGGCGGAGGAGGACCUCAUGGAGAGCGACGAGUACUCCUCGACCAUGGCCAUGACGGCGAGGAAGCGGAUGGCGAUGCGGCGGUUCAGGCAGCGGCAGAUGCUCUACACCGUGUGCUACGACACCAACAGGUACCCGGAGCCGUUCCCGGAGUGCGACGUCAACAUGGCGGAGCGGCAGAUGUACUGGCAGUGGGGGGAGUCCAAGGUGGUUCGCCCCCGCGUCCGACCACGACCCGGCCGCCGCUCCAAGCGCCGCCCCUCGCCGGAGGCCACGGCCAUCCCGCCGCCCGUGCUCGUCUCCUUGCAGCAAGCUGACUAGUCUUUGAUUAGAAUAUUCUAUUCUAUGAUGAGGCUCUAGCUCCAUCAUAAUUCUUUGAUUAAUUUUGCUUCCUUCACAUGCGUACAUCGAUCAUACUGUAAUUAGUACCCCCUGAUGAUAGAGAUUAAUUUAUUGUUACUGCUGCUUCUUCACGACGAACAGUUAUAACCGUGGUCUUAAUUAACCAUUAACUAUAAAUCUAUCAAUAGGUAAUCCUUUGUUGGUUUAUCCUAUUUGAUGUC